This is a messenger RNA of Adineta ricciae, 378 nucleotides long. NCBI's taxonomy places the organism in Eukaryota, Metazoa, Rotifera, Eurotatoria, Adinetida, Adinetidae. The record is from the annotation of a GenBank genome assembly.
AUGAACUGUCAAUAUUUUCUUGUCAUACUUUUGUGGAUAAUCAUAGAAGUUUACAGUUUUGGUGAAAAUGGAUCAGGAAUCAGACAUCUCGAUUUCACAACACCAAGUGCUGUAUAUCCUGUUUAUAAGUCUGCUAAAAGUCAAGGCUUAUUACGUGUACAUAUUUUACGUCGGACGACUACUUUAUCCACAAAUGAAACAACUUCAAUAUCACCAUCAUUCGACGAUCUCCUAGAGAAAUAUCUAGAAAAAAAAGGUAAAGAUAAGUUUGCUAACUGGUAUGGAGAUCGUACCAAUGGUCACAUAAUGAAUUCGAGCUCUUUUCUUGUUUUGUUACUGAUUUUUUUGACUUUUCUAUAUCUCACUAUAUUUAAAUAA